Messenger RNA from Penicillium waksmanii, 417 nucleotides. RefSeq lists its product as uncharacterized. Gene Ontology annotation, cellular component: EMC complex. Gene Ontology annotation, molecular function: protein binding. The record is from RefSeq and is a predicted model, not a curated record. Lineage: Eukaryota; Fungi; Ascomycota; Eurotiomycetes; Eurotiales; Aspergillaceae. Bases 1 to 417 code for a protein of 138 amino acids. Gene Ontology annotation, biological process: protein folding in endoplasmic reticulum. The transcript has 2 exons.
AUGAAGCGGCGAGUGGCCCUGCUACGCUCCCUCGACCGACCCACCGAAGCGAUCGCUGCCCUGAUCCAACUACUAGAUGCCCUGCCCACCGAUGCGGAAGCCUGGUGUGAACUGGCCGAUCUAUACCAAUCCCAAGGACUGGGUUCUCAAGCAAUCUUCAGCUUGGAGGAAGCGUUGCUGAUUGCUCCCAACGCCUGGAAUGCAACUUCCCGAAUGCUCGAGAACGGACACGCGGAUGAACGCCCAUCGGACCCAACGGUCGCCCCCAAGAAAACGCUAGACCAGUUGAAAGGCUUUGGUCUCCAGCGGCUUGGAGAGAUCGUCGAGUCUCGAUCGGUCGAUGAUCAGCAUUGGGCAUCGAGUCGCAGUGAGCUGAUUGCGGCCAAAGAAUUGCUGAAUCGGUUUGCGUCUUCAUAG